Messenger RNA from Paramecium sonneborni, 1348 nucleotides. The record is from the annotation of a GenBank genome assembly. Lineage: Eukaryota; Ciliophora; Oligohymenophorea; Peniculida; Parameciidae.
AUGCUUUAAUCUACCAUUUAAUCUGGUUUAGUUGAAUAAGUUGAAAUUUAUCUUAGUUAUGAUUGCAAAUCUUCAGAAAAAUUAUAAUAUGAACCUUCUCUGUGGAUGAUUCCAUUAGCAAAUGUCUCUAUUUACUCCUUUACUAUUUUUAAAAGCACAAUAGUUGUUUAAUUUAACCUAGAAUUUCUGUGCUUAAAUCAGACUCUAGAAAUAAUUCAAGAAAUUUAAUGUUAUGAUACUUAAAUAAUAGAAUUAAUUAAUAAUUUAAUUGAUAAGCUGUUGACUUAUUUAAAGAUUUUUGAAUAAUUAAAUUUUGAAGAUAAAAUUGACAAUUAUUUUGAAUUCAUAACAAAUAAUAAGGAAAAAAUAAUGGAAUACUUUUAGACUUAAUUUCAUAAAGAUGUUUCAAAUUAACUCAGGAUUAAAAAAAAUAUGAAUGAAAUAAUUUAAACUGAAAAUUUUCCAACUUUAACAUUUAAUUAUGUUGAAUAUUAGAAAAACAAAAGUUAAUUAUUGAAUAGUUUAAUUGAAACUUAAUUUAUAGAUUAAACCCAAAACAUAAAUCUUGAUAAUUAUAUUACUUAAGAUUCUUCUUAAAAUAUUGCUAACCCUUAGAGAGAACAGAAUUUAUUUGAUUCAAAUUAAAUCACAUAAAAAGCUGAUGAUGAAAUUACUGAAAUCAAAUAAACUCAUCCAAAUAAAAUCUCUUAAGGAAAUCAAAAAAAUUAAGAAGAAAAAGACACAAACUUUGAAGAAAACAUAUAAUUAGAUUUAUACUAAAAAAAUGACUUUAAUAUAUUUAAUGAAUUGAAUUAGAUCCUUUAAGAAUUUUUGAAUUAAUAUAAUGAAUUGAAUUAGAUCCUUUAAACAUUUUUGAAAAUCCAUAACGUCCUAUCAGAAAUAAUUAGAUGAAGAUUCUAUAAGCUAGAAAAAUUAUAGAGCUCUUUUCAAAAAAGCAGACCAAGAUCUCAAGAAUUUUUGGAUGUUAUACCCAUAACAUAAAGUAAAUUGUAUGAAAGGCAAUAUAAUUGUUUUAGAUAUUGUACAAAAAGCAGAAAAUAUUAUAUCUUUUGGAGAAAUUCUAAUAGCUUUGACUUUUUUGAAAUAGAAAUUUGAGAUCAUUUUUUUAGGAUCCUCUAAAUCUAUAUUAUCAAAAGAUGAAAACAGAUAUAUUAAUGAAGAUAAAUUACAAAAGAUAUUACAUGCUAUGGGAGGGUAUCAAAAUAGUUCAUUCCCUUUUUAUAACAACACUGGCAGAUAAUAAUACAAUUAUAUCAUUUUAUUUGAUUUUAAAAAUAAAAUCUUAGAGUUGUCACAAAAAUGCAAAUCUGAAUUAUAUUAAGAAUGA